Molecule: messenger RNA, 3318 nt
Organism: Stegodyphus dumicola
Lineage: Eukaryota; Metazoa; Arthropoda; Arachnida; Araneae; Eresidae
Gene: Ranbp16
Product: Ran-binding protein 16
Biological process (GO): protein export from nucleus
Cellular component (GO): cytoplasm; nuclear pore
Molecular function (GO): nuclear export signal receptor activity; small GTPase binding
Source: RefSeq, a predicted model, not a curated record
UUAUGAUGCAAGUAACCCUGAAGAAAGAGCAACUGCAGAAAAAGCUUUAGUUAAUUUUGUUCAUGCACCAGAUUGCUUACCAACAUGUCGUCUUUUGCUUGAAAGAGGAGAUGUAUGAAAAUUAAAAAUUAUUUUUAGUCUUCAUAUGCUCAGCUGUUGGCUGCAACUACCUUAACAAAACUAGUUUCAAGAAAUCCUCAAACUCUUACCUUGCAACAAAGAAUUGAUAUAAGAAAUUACGUGUUGACUUACUUGGCAACCUGUCCGAAAAUGGCAUCUUUUGUAACUCAGGCAUUGGUACUACUUUUUGCCAGAAUAACCAAAAUUGGGUGGUUUGAUUCUUACAAAAAAGAUUAUGUCUUUAGAAAUUUAAUUUCUCAGCUGAGUGGCUUUUUGCAGGGCUCUGUGGAGUAUUGUUCCAUAGGUGUUCAAUUGCUUUCUCAAGUUACAUGUGAGAUCAACCAAAUAACUGAAGCUGAAGCCAAUAAAUCAUUGACAAAACAGCGUAAAGCUGCAACAUCCUUUAGAGACACAGAGUUGUAUGAUAUAUUUCGAUUAGCUUGUGAUUAUUUGCGAGGAGCUUUAGAAAGUUGGAAAACACCAACUUUUAAAGAUGAAGCUGAGCACAAUUUGAUGAACAGCUUAUUGCGACUUGCAUAUAACUGUAUAUCUUUUGACUUUAUUGGCACAUCUCCUGAUGAAUCAACAGAUGAUUUAUGUACUGUGCAAAUACCCACUAAUUGGAGACCUGCAUUUUUAGAUUUCAAUUCCCUGCAACUAUUUUUUGACCUGUAUCAUUGUUUAACACCUAGUCUAUCAUCUGUGGCUUUACUCUGCAUUGUUCAAAUUGCUUCUGUGCGAAGGACGUUAUUCAAUAAUGAAGAGCGUGGAAAAUAUCUGGGACAGCUAGUAAACGGGAUAAAAUGUAUUCUGGAAAAUCCUCAGAAAUUAUCUGAUUCAAACAAUUAUCAUGAAUUUUGCCGUUUGCUUGCUAGAUUGAAAACAAAUUAUCAGUUAGGAGAACUAGUUAGGGUUGAAAGUUAUCCUGAUACAAUAAGCUUAAUUGCUAAAUUUACUGUAACAAGUUUACAGAUGUGGCAGUUUGCCCCAAAUAGCAUCCAUUAUCUUUUAAGUUUGUGGCAAAGAAUGGUAGCCUCAGUUCCGUAUGUUAAGGCAUCAGAACCACAUUUGUUGGAAACAUAUACUCCCGAAGUUACUCAUGCCUUUAUAACCUCAAGACUGGAUUCAGUUGCAGUAAUACUUAGAGACGGUCUGGAGGAUCCCUUAGAAGAUUUGGGUAUGGUACAGCAACAGUUAGACCAGCUGUCCAUCAUAGGAAGAUGUGAAUAUGAAAAAACAUGCACAUUACUUGUUCAGUUAUUUGAUCAAACUGCACAGCGUUAUCAAGAGUUAAUCAACAAUGUUCCUGCAUCUCAAGUAGAUGUUGCUAUAAAAGAAGGACAAUUGACAUGGCUCGUGUAUAUAAUUGCUGCAGCAAUAGGAGGGAGAGUAUCUUUCAAUGCUGCAGAUGAGUAUGAUGCAAUGGAUGGUGAACUAAUAUGUAGAGUAUUACAGUUAAUGAAUCUGACUGACAAUCGUAUAUCACAGGGUGGCUGUGAGAAACUGGAACUAGCUACGAUAUAUUUUUUUGAACAGUUUAGGAAGAUUUAUGUAGGUGAUCAAAUUCAGAGGACAUCCAAAGUUUAUAAGCGGCUGUCUGAAGUGUUAGGUGUUGCUGAUGAAGCAAUGGUUCUUAGUGUUUUUAUCAGGAAAAUAUUAACAAACUUGAAGUACUGGAGUAGAAGUGAACAAAUUAUCAACCGAACUCUUCAGCUUCUGAGCGAUUUAUCUGUCGGUUAUACUAGUGUUAGAAAAUUAGUGAAAUUAGAAGAAGUUCAGUUUAUGCUCAAUAACCAUACUAGUGAACAUUUUCCAUUCUUGGGUAGCGCUAUGCAGUUAUCAGAUAUGAGGUGUAGGUCUAUUUUCUAUACUGCUCUUGGAAGGCUGUUGUUAAUAAAUUUAGGAGAGGAUGAGGAUAAAUUUGAGCAGUUCAUGAUGCCUCUAACUGCUACAUUUGAGACUGUUGGAAAUGCACUGGCUGCUGCAGAGACUUCUGUCUUCAAUGAAAGUGAAACAAAGAAGCUAUUAAUUGGACUUGCACGAGAUUUGAGAGGAUUAGCAUUUGCUUUCAAUUCAAAAAUUAGUUACAUGAUGUUGUUUGAAUGGAUCUACCCUACCUAUACACCAAUAUUACAUCGAGCCAUAGAAAUGUGGUAUCAUGAUCCAUCUGUUACUACACCAGUCUUAAAGCUGUUUGCUGAAUUAGUUGUAAAUAGAUCUCAGCGGCUGCAGUUUGAUGUGUCUUCACCAAAUGGUAUUUUAUUAUUUCGAGAAGCGAGUAAGGUUAUUGUGAAUUAUGGUUCUCGAAUUUUAACCAUGACUGCUGUACCAAAAGAUCAGAUAUAUAAAAUGAAGUUAAAAGGUAUAUCCAUCUGUUUUUCAAUGCUUAAGUCAGCUUUGUGUGGAGGUUAUGUUAAUUUUGGUGUUUUUCGUUGGUAUGGAGAUGUUGCCUUGGAUGAUGCUUUAAAUACAUUUGUUAAAAUGUUAUUAUCUAUUCCACAGCCAGACUUAUUGCAUUAUCCAAAAUUAAGCCAAACAUACUAUGUUUUGUUAGAAUGUCUUGCCCAGGAUCAUAUGAAUUUCUUAAGCACUUUAGAACCACAGCUAUUUUUAUACAUUUUAUCAUCUAUUUCAGAAGGCUUAUCAUCAUCAGAUACAAUGGUAUGUGCUGGAUGCUGUGCUGCAUUAGAUCAUUUAGUUACAUACAUAUUUAAAAAGGUUAUGAGGGCUGGGAAACAGCGACGUACAAGUGGUUCUGAUCAACGUGAAGAAGAGACAUGUUUAAGAGUUUUGAAGCAACAUCCAGAAAUUCUGCAACAGGUCAGUAUUCAAAUGCUGAGUACAAACUUAAAUAUUGUGAUAUUUGAAGAGUGUAGAAAUCAGUGGUCGAUGUCUAGACCUUUAUUAGGCUUAAUUUUAUUAAAUGAAGAGUAUUUCAGUCAACUUAGGCAAAAUAUAAUUAGCAAUCAGCUACCUGAAAAGCAGUGUGUUAUGGCUCAGUGGUUUGAUAGUCUAAUGGAAGGAAUUGAAAGAAAUUUACAGACAAAAAAUAGAGAAAGGUUUACACAGAAUUUAUCAGUAUUUAGGAGAGAUGUAAAUGAUUCUCUUAAAGGUCCAAGUGUGUCCUCCAUUUAUGAUGUAAAUUGAACUCAGUGUAUAGAAUAUAGAACCCAUUAAAAGUUAACAUCUUUCCUGGAA